AUGGCCAGCAACACGAGCGUAGCCUUGCGUCUCGAGCCAAACCAGCGUAUGUAUAAGCUGACGCUCAACGCGUGGAUAGAUGAAGAAGAAACCCACAAGGACUUGCAAUCGUAUCAGCGCAGAGACGUCAACGCGUCGCUCGCCGCCGUCAAGGUUGGUACAAUUAUUGUACACAACACGGACAAGGAGUCUGCGGCACCCAGGAUACCGCUAGCGCAACGAAUGGGACUCUUGACCAAGAACAUGUUCAGUCCACUCAAACUUGAAACCAUGUUCGAACCGCCGUCUGCAGAGGAGCAGCGUUUCCGCCAGCGGCCAGAGUCACCACCAGCGUGGAAUCUCGACGAGCAGAAGCCGUUUACAUUCUCCAGCGACCCGCCUGAGCAGCAGGAUUUCCGGUUUACGUUUCACCCUCCACAAGUACCAAAGCUCCCGGCUGAGUGUCCAGCUACCCCUGAUCAAGACGCCAACAGGAGCAAGCUGCGACUCUUUCAAUUUAAUUACGAUGCAUACACACGCGAGCAUCUUUCAGCGCUAAUCGAGGCCAUCCCACUCGAUCCAUCGUCAUCACCUGACGACGCCAUAUUUUCGCGGAAGAGAGAUGGUGAUGAGGAGAGUCCAAUCUUCCGACCACCCAAGCGCAUCAAAAUAUCUUCCAAGGAGGAUGAAGACGGCCCAACACGUCCUCCAAAAUAUGGCCGCCUCUUGACCCGUGUCUCCAGGACGCCAUAUCGGACUCCUGCACGCUCUCUUGUCAUGGACGCCAUCAAAUCAGCCAAGGUUCAAACUCGUAUAUCUCCAACAGCAUACCGGUCCACGGCCAGUAGCACUAUUAACGCGUCCGAGUCUUCACGCUCGCUGACAGGGGAAGAGUUGGCUCUCAAAAUGCGACAAGUGGCGCUCGUUUCGCAAGAAGAAGCCGAUGAAGGUCCGUCUCAGCGACCCCAGACUCGAUACACUACCAGUAUCAAACACACGAGUCACGCGGCCAUUCAGCAGCGUUUCCCAUCAACAACCACAAACAUGACGCACAUAGGGCCCACAGACAUUUCUCCACUGCCCGAUCAGAUUGGAGUCAUGCAGUUUGACCGCACUGCGUUGCGGUGGGUUCGGAAGGCUGGAGAGGAGAGUGAUGACCCCUUUAGAGACUUGGAAAGUGUACGGGACGUUCAGGUGCAGAAGCAGAUUGAAAUCUCGUUAGAUCCCGAUGAGCAGCAUCCUAUCCAGGUCUUGACGGGGUUGGACGACGAGGAUCCUGUCGCGGACUCGCCAGAGUCUUCUCCAGGCAUGCAAAUGCUUCCAUUACCUACCGUACAGCACUCCACAGCCAUGGGCCUCCCAGGUAUGGUGACACCUAUCGCGAAUCGCUUCAGCUCCAAAACGGCGCCCACGCCAAUUCGUUCAGCUCUCAAGGGGGCAAACGCGGCUACUCCACUAGGCAACCGCAUUGGAGAGCCGGGUUCAUCAACCGGGAAAUUGCGAUCAGUGUCUUUUUCGGACGGCCGGCGGCAUGGUCGUAUCCGAGGGCUGCAUCCCGAGGAGGACGAGGAGACUUCGAUGGAGAGCAGUGCCGUGGCGGGACCCUCCGGUCUCGGAGAGCGAAAUUCGAUACUGCCGUCCCUGCGGACGAAACGAAUCACCGAAAUGCUGGACGACCUAGAUAAUUUGAGCCAAGAAGAUGAGGACCCCACUCCGUGCAAGUCUUCGCAUCAGCAACGCAGCAUGGUCGGUUCCCAGCUAGGUUCUUCUGCAAGUUUGCAUACGAAAAACUCGUUUAGUAUGCGAAGUACACCGAAUCGAUCUAUGAGGGCUGGGGAUGCUACAUUUCUGACUGAAUGUUCGUUUGGUGUUGCACAUGACAAACUCUUGCAAGCCAUCACAGAUGUGCAACCGUUCGAACCGCAUUGGGAAGAACUGGCAGCAAUAGAUCUUUCGGGCAAGGUGCUAGACAGCGUGGCGAGGUUGAAAGAAUUCAUGCCAAAGCUCGAGGAGCUCGCGCUCAACGACAAUCAAAUCAGUUGGCUGAGCGGUGUACCCGCAGGGGUUAGGCUCUUGUCGGCAGCGUCGAACCUAUUGACGGGUCUGACAUCCUAUGUGCAUCUCUCGCGUCUAGAGUGCCUGGACAUCUCGGACAAUCAAAUCGAAUCGCUGUUGCAACUCGAAUGUCUGCAUCGCUUGCGGGAGCUAAGAGCGGACCGGAACCAGAUUGGUAGCCUGGGAGGCGUGGGCAAAUUGGUCAAGCUGAAGAAGCUAAGCUUGAGCGGGAAUUGCCUGACGCAUGCGGAUCUAUUCGACGUGACCUGGGACGAGCUGGAGUAUCUCGAUCUGAGUAAGAAUCGGCUCGAGGUGGUGCGUGGACUGGACCGGCUACGGAGUGUGAGCCAUGUGAACCUCGGGAGAGCAGACGACAACGUGUUGACGGGGUUGGAACUUGGCGGUCCAAUGAGGAGCCUGCGGAUCCUACGAUUGAGUGACAAUCGAUUGACGGGGACGCUGGAUGUUCGGAAGAUGAGCCAACUGCGGGUCCUUUAUGCGGAUCGAAACCGGCUGAGCGGGUUCGGGCAUGGAGAAACACUGACGAGGCUGGAGCGGCUGAGCGUGCGCUUCCAAUCGGGAGAGGGCCUGGUCGUGCACGCGAAAGAUGUUCGGGAGGUGCGAAGACUGUAUCUCUCAGGGAAUGACCUGGGCUCGUGGUGCCUGGAUGCGCCGUGCUACAACCUGCAGUAUCUCGAACUGGCAGACUGCAAGUUGACCAAAGUGCCCAAGGCUCUAGGAGAAAUGGCGCCCAAUGUGCGAGUGCUCAAUCUGAACCAUAAUUUCAUGGACAGCCUGGAAGGAGUCGAGAGCAUGCGCCGGUUACGCAAGCUGUCCGUGAUUGGUUCCCGGAUCCGAACGAGCAAGGGGCUUCUACGUGCGGUACGAGGGAUGGAUGAGCUCGAGGUGGCAGAUUUCAGGAUGAAUCCCUGCACAGUAUCGUGGUAUGUGCCGUUGCUGGAGGAUGGAGGAGCGCUGGACGGAGGCGACCUGGACGCGAAGUUUCGACGGCGACUGCCCGACGAGCUGUAUGCGGGACGACUGGUGUAUCGGGGGUUGAUGAUGAAGGCAUGUGGAAAGCUGAAGAUGUUGGAUGGUGUGAUGAUUGGUACCGGCGAGCGCACAAAGGCGUAUGCGCUGUUGGAACGGGCAGCGUCGGGAGGCGGCGUCGAGCGCUGA
Molecule: messenger RNA, 3213 nt
Organism: Serendipita indica DSM 11827
Lineage: Eukaryota; Fungi; Basidiomycota; Agaricomycetes; Sebacinales; Serendipitaceae
Source: the annotation of a GenBank genome assembly